This is a messenger RNA of Lolium rigidum, 2074 nucleotides long. Its product is annotated as plant UBX domain-containing protein 8. The record is from RefSeq and is a predicted model, not a curated record. Bases 7 to 1737 code for a protein of 576 amino acids. The transcript is spliced from 11 exons. Lineage: Eukaryota; Viridiplantae; Streptophyta; Magnoliopsida; Poales; Poaceae. Gene Ontology annotation, molecular function: ubiquitin binding.
CCCGCCAUGGCGCGGCCCUCGCAGGAGGCGAUCGACACCUUCAUCAGCAUCACCGGCGCCGACGAGGCCGCCGCCGCGCGCAAGCUCGAGGAGCAUAGCGGUGACCUAAAUGAAGCUGUGAAUGCAUACUUCAAUGAUGGAGAUAGGUCCACCACCAGAAUCAUUCAGAACCCUGUACCUGACAGUCAUGACGAUGUGAUGGAUCAUAUGAUGGAUCUGGACGAUCCAUUUGAUCCCCCAUUCAGCAGGCCUAUGGGCAACCCUUUUGAUAUUCUGCACCCAGGUUUUGCUGAGAGAGCUGCUGCUGGUUUCUUCGGUGGGAGACCUCAGGUUACACAUCCCAGGGAGGUGCGGCAGAUACCUAUUGAAGUAAAAGACACUAAUCCUGAAACAGGGAGCUCUGGUCAGGGUCCUGUUAUUGAAGAUGUUACUGGACGUGAGUCUUCAUAUGGUCCGGAGGUUCAUGGGACUGUUGUAGUUGAUGAGGAUGAUGAUGACUUGCCGUCUGCCUAUGCUCCUACUAUCCCAAGAGAUAUUCCGGGCACAUACUAUUCUGCGCCAAGUGCUCCUCCAUUGGUUAGUGACUACAACAAUGACAUAGAAGAGGAGAUGAUCCGUGCAGCAAUUGAAGCAUCAAAAAGGGAUGCGGAAGGAUCGACAAAUGGUUUAAAUGAUGUUGGACGUGAAAAUGCAUCACAAGUCAGAGAUAACGAUCUUGCAGAGGCAGUUUCUCUGUCGUUGGAGGCAGCAGAGCGAGAGAGAGUUCUACGCCAACAGGGAAUCUUGGUCGAUGGUUCUUCUGAUUUAUCUGAUAAGGAAGACAUGGAAGGAGCAAGUGAAACAGUUGAAAGGCAAGGACUAAUUGCAAGGGAUGUCGGAACUUCUAGGCAAUUGUUAGAUGAAGAGAACUUCCAAGAAGAUAUUGAAGAUGUUGAGGAAGAACCUUUAGUUAGACAACGUUCUAGACGUGUUCUAUCUCGAAAUGCAGAGACAACAGAAGCUGUGCAAAGGCCUGACAGUCCUCCUUUAAGCCCUCAGCCUCACCAGCACAAUGGAGGUUUCGCGGAGUGGGGUGGCAUUUCUUCCGAGGAGCAUGAUGAAGCUGUUAUGCUUGAGGCUGCAAUGUUUGGUGGCAUUCCUGAACACACAGCAUAUCCAUUUCCUCGCCCAUCUCAUGGAAUCUCAGCUGGCUAUCCCCGAGUAGCACAUCCUCCAUCACCAACAUUAACUGCACAAAGGUUGAUAAGGGAGCAGCAGGAUGAUGAGUAUCUUGCAGCCCUCCAAGCUGAUAGAGAAAAAGAGUUGAAGGCUGUGGAGGAUGCUGAGCUCCGUAGAGUGGAAGAAGCUGCUGCAAGAGAAGCUGCUAUUGAAAAGCAAAAGCAAGAGAACGAGGAUAAGCUGAGAAAACAACUUGAGGAAGAGGAGCUGGAGUCACUGCUUGCAGCCAAGCGAGAAUCAUUACCAAAGGAGCCACUGCCAAAUGCUGAAGGAGCAGUCACAGUUGUAGUUCGCAUGCCUGAUGGUAGUCGCCAGGGAAGACGCUUUUUGAGAUCCGACCAGCUUCAGGUUCUUUUUGAUUUCAUAGACAUCAGCAAGACAUUCAAGCCAGGAACUUAUAGACUGGUGAGGUCUUACCCCAGGCGUGCAUUCACCGACGAGGAGUGUCUGAUGUCGCUGAGUGAUGUUGGCCUGACCAGCAAGCAGGAGGCCCUGUUUCUAGAGCAGAUUUCAGGAUAGCGGAUAGGAUUUAGCAAUGGACAGCGUCUGGCUGUGGGGGUUCAGGGUUUCUAGUUCUGUCUGCUGCCGUAUGUUGACGAAAAAUUUAGCAAAUGUUUCCCAUGAACCUUGGCGUUGAAAAAGGUCUCAGCUAUCCCUUUUUUGUUUUUAUCGAAACUAUGGCAGUACUUAUGCCAUACUCAGUGUCCCGGACCCGCUUUAGGCACGCAGUCAGGAUGUAUAUACAGUGCUACCAUAGUUUAUCAGGUCUUAUGCUACGUAGUAUUUGACAAUGCUAUUGCUAUUGGAUUGCCUUGUGGGAUAUUAGCCUUGCUUGGUACCCGUGACCUGACCGUUA